Molecule: messenger RNA, 498 nt
Organism: Lachancea dasiensis
Lineage: Eukaryota; Fungi; Ascomycota; Saccharomycetes; Saccharomycetales; Saccharomycetaceae
Source: the annotation of a GenBank genome assembly
AUGGCUGUGAAGGGUCUGGGCCAAUCUGACCGCAAAUAUGACGGCUCGAAUGUUAAGGUGGGUAUAAUUCACGCCCGCUGGAACAAAAAAGUUAUUGACGCACUGGUGGAUGGUGCCAUUAAAAAAAUGCUGAGCCUGGGUGUCAAAGAAGAAAAUAUUGUUGUAGAGACUGUUCCUGGCUCUUUUGAGCUUCCAUACGCCACUAAAAGAUUUACAAAAAUGGUCAAUCUUGAUGUUGUCAUCCCAAUUGGUGUGCUUAUAAAGGGGAGCACGAUGCAUUUUGAGUACAUUUCCGACUCUACUACCCACGCUUUGAUGCGUCUUCAAGAAGAUAUCAACAUUCCCGUCAUAUUUGGAUUGCUAACUUGUUUAACGGAAGAACAGGCUCUGGCUCGAGCAGGUUUGGACGAAGCAAAAUCAAUGCAUAACCACGGCGAAGAUUGGGGUGCAGCAGCUAUUGAAAUGGCUGUCAAGUUUGGAGCUAAAUUUCAAAGUUAA